Molecule: messenger RNA, 1503 nt
Organism: Ichthyophthirius multifiliis
Lineage: Eukaryota; Ciliophora; Oligohymenophorea; Hymenostomatida
Exons: 1
Source: RefSeq, a predicted model, not a curated record
GAAGAAGAUCUUUUUGAAGAAAUAAUAGAUGAGGAUUUAUCAAUGGAAUAAAAUCCAAAAUAAGUCAUCGAAAAUAAAUUAAAUCAAUAAGGAAAUGCAAAAAAAAAUAUAUUUGAUUUAGAUGAAGAUAGUUAAAUAAUUGGUUCUUCAGAUUCUCUUCCGAAAAAAUCUACAUAAAAAGAAGAAAAGACUAUUUAAGAUCCUUUAAUAAAAUAACCAUAAGAUAAAUCUCUACCAAUUAAAAACGCAGAUAAUAAAAAAAAAAAUGAUGAUGAAGAUGAAGAUGAUUAUGAUUUUUAAUUUGAUGAUGAUAUAGAAGAUUUAAGCAAUAUGAUUGGAGGUAAUAAUAAUGUGAACUAAUAAAAAGUCAAUCCCACAGCACAAUAAUAAGUAAAAAAAGAAGAAACUAAAAAAUAAAGUCUAUUUAAUUAUGACUUUAAAAUGGAUGAUGACGAUGAAUAAUAUAAUGAUGAUUUUGAAAUAGAAGAAGAACUACAAGAAAAAAAGAAUGAAGGAAGUUAACAAAGUAAAAGUAAAUAGGAAUCAAGUUAAAUGAAUUCUGAAUAAAUUAAACUUUAGGAAGAAUUUAACGAAUAAUAAAGACAAGAGUUUGAAGCUUAAAUGGAAUUAGUAAAUUAACUAAUUCAUAAAACUAACGAAUAUGUAAAAAAAACUCGCUUUGGCAGAUCGAAUUAAAUAAACUUAUCCAAAUUUAAUAAAUUUGAUUAUGUUUUGACUUUAUAUGAGGAAUUUAUGCAAUUAGGAAUGAGUUAUUAUUUCGAUUUUGAUCAUGGUGAUUAACUUUUAGAUUUAUUUGAGUUAUAUAUGACUUAAUAGGAAAUAGAAAAAGAAGCAGAAUAAUAUAUGUAAAAAAUACACGAAACUUAUUAUUCACACACUGAAUAAAUUUAAAUUAGUCCGAUGACAAAAUUAUAUUUCCCUUUCUAAGAAAAUCAAUUUGGAUUUUAACUUAUGGAAGUAAAUUAGGAAGUUCAAGCAAUUUCUUUCUUUUAUUUAGUUGAUUUAAGCCAAGAGGCAAUGUAGUAAUUGUAAUAAUUUGCAUUCUUUUUCUGUUAGUUAUUUUAAUUUGAAGGUUUUACUGUAUCUCCUUAAAAAGUUGAAGAUGAAACUAUUAAAAUAUUAUAAGUUUAUGACGAAGAAAUCUGGCUUUAAUACAUUCUAAUGCUUUUCCCAAUUUGCUAUGAAGAUUAUACUGCUUAGGUAGAUAUAAAAGUCAAUUAAAAUACUAUUGAAAGGGUAUUUUAUAUACUUACUUCACUUGAAUUGUUAUACGCAGAAAUAGAAAAAAAUGAAGAAGCAAUUUAAUAGAAGUUUUAAGAAAUAAUUUAAUAAUAUUAAGAUUGUGCAGAUAUGGGUAUUGUUAAUGCAUAGUUUGAAGAAAUUAAUAAUAAUACUAUUAAUGAUAUGCUCGCUUAAAUUAAGUUAAUUCUUUAAGAUAUGAAGUAAAAUAACAAAAAAAUCAACACUUUAGCAGCAUUUGAA